CAGACGAGUUCAAUUUCACGUGCGAAUAUUGUUUGGUGGUUCGAAAAUCGUUCCGAUUUUGCAGACGCGGCGAACAGCUAGCGGUUCUGAUACAUCGAAAGGUCUUUAUCUUCUCACAGAACCAGUGAUGAAGGUUUUAAUCCUAUUCUGCGUGUUUGCCCUUGCCUUCGCUGAUCCAGAGCCUGGAUCUCCAUCCUCCUCGGCCUCGAAACCGUCCGACAAACCUCAGUCCUUCCAGCAUCAGUCGUCUCUGAAAGAGAGCACAAAUCAACAUCUGGACGCUAAAAAGGAUUCCAGCGAAGCUGCUGCAGAGGCUGCAUCAGCAGAAGAAUACCGACAGCUGAACGCCGAUGAGGUGAAGCAGCUGCUUCUGAAAGUAGUGGAUGAGAAUAUUGACAAAGACAAGGAUGGAUCGAUUACUGCCGACGAACUGAAAGAAUGGCUGAAGAUCCUGCAGGAGAAGGUCAUUCAAGACAAUGUCAAUAGACAGUGGGCUUACUACCAUCCUGAAACUGAAGAGGUCUUGUCCUGGGAAGGAUAUUAUCCUGAAAAGAAGCAAGUUGUCUCUUGGGAACGAUACUUGAACUACACUUAUCCCGAUGAAGCCCUGAAAGAAGGCGAACCCGCCACUCCAGAAUUGAAGGAGGUGAAAGACAUGAUCCGUCGGGCCGAGCGAAGGUGGAAGAAUGCCGAUGUGGACGGAGAUGGCAGCCUCUCCAAGGAAGAGUUCAGAGACUUCAUCCAUCCAGAGGAAUCCCAGAGGGCCGGAGGAGUGGCCGUCAUCGAAGCCAUGGAAGACAUGGAUAAAGACAAGAACAACGAGGUCUCGCUGGAGGAAUACAUGGCUCACCUAAACAAGGUUUCUGGUGAAGAAAAGGAAGAUCCAAACUGGGCCUCCGCUCAACAGGGCCACUUCACCAAUUUCCUGGACAAGGACAAAGAUGGCAGCUUGAACGAGGCCGAAAUGCGGGAAUGGGUUGUGCCUACCUACGACAGAAGCGAAGCUGAGGCCUGGAGACUUAUUUCCAUCGCAGAUCAAGAUCAGGACACCAAGUUGACCCGAAAGGACAUUGAAGACUACCACGAGUAUUUCUUGACUCUCCUCCCUCCAGAGUAUUGGGUUCAGGAUGACCCCACAGAAUCUUCCCGCCACGACGAAUUCUAAUCGAGCUUCAUUAGAAAUAAGCAUUCCACUUUCCUGAGGUGCUUGGCUAUCCUUCCAUGCAAGCUAUCCUUUGGGGAAAUGCUGUCCUUCCUUUUCUCUUUUGUUCAUUUAUUCGUUUCUACACACGCACAACAUCGGCAAUCCUUUCAUUACUUUUUAUCCUUUAUUCUUUCAUCAGUUUCGUUCUAUUCCUUCUUGAUUCUCCCCCCCCCCCUCUUUCAUCUGUGUAGUGAAACUAACCAUUGCUCGAUUCCUAGUUAGUUGAAGAAUUUUGAUGUACAUAUUGAAGUUGAAAUCUUACUAUCCUAAAAAUAAAUUUUAAGAUAAAACUGUUUUAAAAAUGGGGAAUCUGUUCCUUAAUUUGGUUACAUUCCGAUUGUAAAUUGAGCCUCUAUUUGGAAAUUUGCUCAUCUGUACAUUUUGUACAUUUUUUUUUCUUCGUUUUAUAUGAAUUUGUAUUGUUUUAUAGUCUACAUUUAUUCGACGGUGAUAUAAUGAAUGUUUUCAGAUUUAAAAUAAAGUGUUUGUUUUAAA
Messenger RNA from Argiope bruennichi, 1699 nucleotides. RefSeq names its product calumenin-like. The transcript is spliced from 4 exons. Lineage: Eukaryota; Metazoa; Arthropoda; Arachnida; Araneae; Araneidae. The record is from RefSeq and is a predicted model, not a curated record. Gene Ontology annotation, molecular function: calcium ion binding. The coding region runs from base 128 to 1165 and encodes 345 amino acids. Gene Ontology annotation, cellular component: endoplasmic reticulum.